Messenger RNA from Dracunculus medinensis (Guinea worm), 201 nucleotides. The record is from the annotation of a GenBank genome assembly. Lineage: Eukaryota; Metazoa; Nematoda; Chromadorea; Rhabditida; Dracunculidae.
AUGCUUCAAUAUCUCACGCUUCUUUCUCUUCUUCUUCUUCAGUUCUAUGUCUAUUAUUCGGAAGCAUUUCUUUUUCCCGGGCUUCCAGGCUUGGGUGGCGGCGGUGGCGGAUUUUAUUUACCGAAACCACAACCGCCACAAGCUGCGCAGCCACAACAGCCACAGCAACAACCACAGCAACCACCGCUGAACAAGAAUUAA